AUGGGCUUGGAGCUGCUAUACAGAGCCCUCUGCUGGGCCGCAUUCUAUACACAACUGGCGCUGUUCCUGCAGUGCAUCCUGCUGGCGUCGGCGGCCGGCAUGCUGGCCAGCCCACUGCUGCGCAUGGUGCGGCGCACAGCGUCCACAAACUGGGUUGGCGCGCGGGUCAUGCGCGUUCUGACCGAGCACGUGCUGGGCAUCACGGUCGACCGAGCACCAUGCAUCAUCGUGGCCAACCACCAGAGCCUGCUGGACACAGUGUGGCUGGCGUGGGUGUUUCCGCGCAGCGCGGUCAUUGUCGCCAACAUGUUUGUGCGGCGGCUGCCGAUGCUGGGGUGGUUCAUGCGGCUGGGCGGCAACCUGUUUGUGCGGCAGGGCGACAAGCAGAGCGUUAGGGCUCUGUUCGAGACGUCGCUGCGCUACCUGGAGCACGAGCGCACCAGUAUUGUGAUGUUCCCCGAGGGCCGCCGCAACCCUAGCGAGGCCGGCGCGCUGCUGGAUUUCAAGAAGGGCGCCUUCUAUCUGGCCUACUGCACGCACGCACCCAUAAUCCCUGUCGCCGUGCAGUGCACGCACGCGCUGUACAGCUGGUCCGACCUGCGCUUCCGCCGCAACUGCGUCAUCCGCAUCCGCGUGCUGCCACCGAUCUCCACGGAGCACCUCACUGAGGAGGACAUCCCAGCACUGAUCGCCGACACGCGCCGCGAUAUCCAAAAGGCCUGCGCCGCGCUGACCGCCGCGCCGGCCUCCUAG
Kickxella alabastrina is the source of this 753-nucleotide messenger RNA. RefSeq lists its product as uncharacterized. The record is from RefSeq and is a predicted model, not a curated record. Gene Ontology annotation, molecular function: 1-acylglycerol-3-phosphate O-acyltransferase activity. The transcript is spliced from 2 exons. Bases 1 to 753 code for a protein of 250 amino acids. Gene Ontology annotation, cellular component: endoplasmic reticulum. Lineage: Eukaryota; Fungi; Kickxellomycota; Kickxellomycetes; Kickxellales; Kickxellaceae. Gene Ontology annotation, biological process: phosphatidic acid biosynthetic process.